GUCACUUCCUGUUGACGUGAGACGAAGACAAAACAACAUCCAGCGCGCGGUCUACUCUUGUCUCUCAGCGUUUUCCAUUUCAUUUAAUAAUUUUGAGGAAUUCCGGAGAGGCUUUUGUAGUUCUCAAGUCCUAAAGUCUGUUCGUAUUAACAUGUUGUCAGACUUAAUUUUGUUCGGAACGUUGCUUGUGAAUGCAGGAGCAGUUCUCAAUUUCCGCUUGAAAAAACCACGGGAUGAACCAGCAUUUGGAGUGGCUUCAGAGACUGUCACAUCAGGUGACAAAGUCAGAGAGUUCCUUUUGAGUUUAAGGCACAUGCGCAUCUUCAUUGCACUAUGGAACAUUUUUGUCAUGAUUCUGAUGUUAUUGUUUUUUGGCCAUUGACGAUGGAGGGGAAAAAGGCUGUGUGAGUAGCAUGGGUACGAUGGGUCAAAUUGCAACAGAGGCAUGAACAUGCCAACGAUUAAUCACCUGCUUCCUGACCUGUGUGCUGCUGCGUCAUGUUUGUGUAACUUAUUUCAGUUAGCAUCAAUGGGCAAGAUGCAAGCCUUUUGAUGCUACCUUAGCCACCGUCUAAAGAUGCUGUUCACUAAACUGGAUCACUGCUGUAGGAAAAAUCAUCUGUGAACAAAGAUGAUGCAUGAUGAUAGGUGCUGAAGUAGCACCAUGCGUCACAUUUGAGGGUGAUAUAUGCAUUUUGGGACACAUUUACUACAUUUGGAUCAUGAUGGCUGCUUGAGUAACUUUUUGGAGUGAAGGAACAUCAUAACAUUUUUUUUUUGUAACUACAGAUUCACUUAGUGUCUUGCAAACCAUAGGGUGCUGCUGUUUAUGCACAUAGAAGAGGGGGACCUUGAAGCAAGAGUUGGUCUGUCUACCUUGAGCUAAUGCUGUUCCACAUUCAGGUUUUUUUUUUUUGAUAGUUCAUUCUUGCCACCAAAACACUGCAGUUUUAAAAAUCUCUACCAGUUUUGCAUGACACAUUUGAGAGCACGCUCUGCAUUUGAGGUGAUGAAAACACUAAUGCAGAAAAGUUAGAGCUACAACCACCUCUACAUUCUCAUAACUUUUUUCUGGAUGCCUUUAUUGUCAUCCACUAAUACUAAAGUUGGAGCUGAUUUGGUAAAAGCCUUUAUUCUUUAACAUAGAGCUGUCUUCUGUCAAAACUAUAAAUUCUGUCUUAUAAGAAAGAGUAGACACUUUAAGUAGACUGCUAAGUCUAAUGAUAAGAUCUGGAACAAAGAAUUUUGCAAUGUUGUCUCGAUAUUUGUAGUGUGAGAGAGUGUGUGCAUGUAUACAUUUGCCUGUGCAUUAAUGAAUGUAGAAUUUGCUUAGCCACAAAGAUUUAUGCUUAUUAAGAAUAGGUUGACAUUAUUAUUUUAUAAAAUCACUGUGCAGGUAAUAUUUCAGCGUCAAAUCUUCAGUUUAUACAAUUUUGAUCUUAUAAUGUUCAACUUAAGUUGAGUUUGAAUUUAACAGUGUGUAUAUAUUACAAAUACUGAAACUGUAAACUUUUUGUAUUGUGUUUAAAUAAGAACAAACAUGUAUACUAACAUGAACUGCUAUGUGAAAAUAAAUGUGAUUAUGUUUUGUAAAAUGUUGACUUUUGGUACCUGUUUAUCUACUUUCACUUCAUUGAAUAAACAGUGGGAUCUACAUAUCAAGUGAAAUAAAGUGGGAUGCACGUCAAUUGUCA
Molecule: messenger RNA, 1694 nt
Organism: Pomacea canaliculata
Lineage: Eukaryota; Metazoa; Mollusca; Gastropoda; Architaenioglossa; Ampullariidae
Product: small integral membrane protein 7-like
Exons: 5
Coding region: 152-382 (76 amino acids)
Source: RefSeq, a predicted model, not a curated record